AUUGGUAUGUGCAAAUUUAGAGAGGAUUUAGGAUUUUGGUGAGACGCCACAAGUGUGCUUAGUUCAGUACGACAAUAUUUUAUCGGUAGUAACAGAUCCAUUCAGAGAGGAAUCAUGGUGAAGUGGACACAUUUUGUUCUGGUGUUGACGGUUUUGAGCUUGGCUAUGAUUUUUCAUAAAAUGAAACAGACCGAAGUAAUCAGUUGGAAGUUAACACCUCUCAAAAGUUCGAAACAAAUCCCUGCGAGGGACAUAUCUUCCAUGGAUGCUCCCAAAAUAUUGAAUAUGAACUUGUGGAAUGAGCUUGAAAAUGCCAUAGCGGACAAUCGAACUGAGUGCCGCCAAUAUCUGGCUUUGACGUCGGACAGCUCGUGGCUUGAUUUAAUGACGGAAUACGCCACAUUUUUGUCGUUUGUGUACCAGAAACAGUACAAAGGGUAUUUAGUGGUGAGUGAUCAAGUGCGAAAUCGGCUCAUUCAGUUCUUUCCUAAUGUCUCGUUGCCUGGCAUUUCGGAUUUGCCGUGUCAUUUCGAACCUGUUGAAGUGGUCAAAGAUAUAUCUAUGACCAACGACACGUUCGACCGCGUAACGGCCAAGUCCCGUCGAGCAGCCAACCUUGUGCUUGAGAAUCAACCAGGAAAAUUCUCCGUCAUUCUCGUUCAUCGUAAAGUGAUGCGGUACGAAUUUCAAUUUCAUGCCACAUAUGACCAAGUGGUCAAGCGAUCGCUUCAUAUUGUGGACAGGAAUAGGCCCAUGAUAUCCAAAGAUCGACCGCGUGUUUUCGUCGGAGUCCAGAUCAAACGCCUGGAUGUGAAUUCAAACGAGGAAUGGUUGAGCAGCAAGGAGUAUUACUUCAAAGCCAUGGAAAUGUUCAGGGCACGAUAUGGCCGCAAUUGUGUGUUCAUCCUUUCUUCGGAUGAUCUACUUUGGGCUCACAACUGUUUCUCGGAAUUGAGUGACGUGGUAUUCACCGACCAGAUCGCCAAGGAACACGUGCCAGCAAAAAUAUUUGAUUUCAUGGUUCUCACCCAAUGCAACCACACCAUUGUUAGCCAUGGAUCACUCGGUAUAUGGGGCGCCUUCUUAGGCGAUGGAGACGUGAUUGCCCCAGAUUCUGUGUACUUUGGUACACCCAGUCUAAUACGGACCAUCAUGGCUUCUGGCUUCUUCAGCAACUGGCAAACCAUAAUUGACCCCUCUUUCAUUUCCAAUCCGAAUAAGAUACUUGUUCAACAUUUUGAGAACCUUCUCCCAAAUAGCUUUGUUUAAAAUGCGCAAUCACUGCAUGUGAUGCUUAAAGAUCAAUGUGAGUCAGUAGAAAGUUAUAUAAUCUCGAUUGCGGGCGGAAUAAAAGGAAAUUAGUUCA
Molecule: messenger RNA, 1366 nt
Organism: Tigriopus californicus
Lineage: Eukaryota; Metazoa; Arthropoda; Copepoda; Harpacticoida; Harpacticidae
Product: galactoside alpha-(1,2)-fucosyltransferase 2-like
Exons: 3
Coding region: 115-1269 (384 amino acids)
Biological process (GO): carbohydrate metabolic process
Cellular component (GO): membrane
Molecular function (GO): galactoside 2-alpha-L-fucosyltransferase activity
Source: RefSeq, a predicted model, not a curated record